AUGCACAGAGUUUGUAAGGUAAAGAACAUACCUGUGUUUGAGACGCCGACUGGCUGGAAGUUCUUUGGCAACCUCUUGGAUGCUGAGAUGGCCUCGGUGUGCGGAGAGGAGAGCUUUGGCACGGGCUCAAACCACAUUCGUGAAAAGGACGGUAUCUGGUCUUUCCUCUGCUGGGUCUCCAUCCUCGCCUCUCGUCAGGCUGAGGGCAAGUCAGCCAACGUUCGUGAUGUCUUGCGCCAGCAUUGGAGUAAAUAUGGGCGAGACUUUUUCACUCGCUACGACUAUGAGAACUGCACAGAGGAACAGGGUAAGCAGGUGAUGGAACGCGUGAAGUCCUUGCUUUCUGAUCCUGAAUUUGUUGGUCGCACCUACACUACCAAUUGCGGAACCUGCUUCAAGGUGCUCGGUAUCGACGACUUCUCUUACACUGAUCCAGUCGAUCAUUCUGUUUCCAAAAAUCAGGGCAUUCGCAUAAUGCUGAACAACGAGACGAGAAUUGUCUAUCGUAUGAGUGGAACCGGUAGCUCGGGAUCGACAAUUCGUAUCUACGUUAACACCUUCUCUGCCGAUCCAAAUACCCAUGAUCUUCCGGCUACAUUGGGCGCCGUGGUUAUUGAUGCUUGGGCAUUCGGAAACGGCCUAGCUUUCUUGAAAUGCAUCCUCGUUCAAGCCGAGGCUAGGGAUAGGAUGUGGUUAGUGAAAUUGCGAUUUCGCCUCUUGAUUAAGUUUGCUUAUCACUACCAACAAUGCAGCGCUCGGGUGAUCCUCUGUGGAUCCAUUGUCUUUGCCAUUGAAAGCAUUGUGGCAUUUAUGCAACAUGAAUGA
Molecule: messenger RNA, 825 nt
Organism: Hydatigera taeniaeformis
Lineage: Eukaryota; Metazoa; Platyhelminthes; Cestoda; Cyclophyllidea; Taeniidae
Source: the annotation of a GenBank genome assembly